Talaromyces proteolyticus is the source of this 2454-nucleotide messenger RNA. RefSeq names its product putative mitochondrial ATP-dependent RNA helicase Suv3. Gene Ontology annotation, biological process: mitochondrial RNA 3'-end processing; RNA catabolic process. Lineage: Eukaryota; Fungi; Ascomycota; Eurotiomycetes; Eurotiales; Trichocomaceae. The transcript is spliced from 3 exons. The coding region runs from base 60 to 2303 and encodes 747 amino acids. Gene Ontology annotation, molecular function: hydrolase activity, acting on acid anhydrides; RNA helicase activity; ATP binding. The record is from RefSeq and is a predicted model, not a curated record. Gene Ontology annotation, cellular component: mitochondrial degradosome.
GUCUGUCCCUUCGCAACCCAACGCCUUGCGCUUCACAUAUAAUACAAAGAUUUAUCUGUAUGCGACCGCUAUCACGUCAAUGUCCACUGGGAUUAGACUUGGGUAUGAAGGCGAGGACUACUCAAGCCUGGCAAUGCCUUUUUUGUUCCAUCAGACCUCGCCUUACUACGCUCUCGACAUUAAGGGAAUUUACAGCGGCAUCACAGUUGGCAAGGAAGCCAGGUGGCGGGAGUAAAGGGUCAAAGUCCCAAUCUAGUAGCCGUGGAUCGCCAAUUAUCUAUCGAAGAAAUGACCAAAACUUCGCCGCUGUCGUAAGGCACGCCUUGGAAGAACACAGACGAGAUCUUGAUCCUUUUCAUCCUACCUCCAAAACCUGGGAUGCAUUCUCUCGCAGAAUAAGCCAGGCUGUGAUACUAGAAGACGGCUUUGAUGUCCCUAAAAAGGGCAACCUACUAGCACUCAAACAUUCGCUAUGGGACGCAUAUCGGGCACGUGGCGCGACGGGGGUUAGGAGUGAAAUAAUAUCUUUGCAAAGAAACGAGGAAUUUGCAAAGAAGUAUGGAGAUCCUAAUAUCGAUGAACAAAAGAAGCUCGCGGAUCUUCGUUACCCAGCUGAGUGGUAUCCGCACGCCCGUGCUAAACGGCGGACAAUUCACUUGCAUGUUGGUCCAACAAACUCCGGAAAGACGUACCAAGCUUUGAAGAGACUGGAAGGAGCACAGAAAGGUUUCUAUGCUGGUCCGUUGCGAUUGCUCGCUCAAGAAGUCUACUCCCGCUUUACGGCGCAAGGUAUACCCUGCGGGUUAAUCACUGGAGACGAAGUACGUAUUCCAGACGCAUCGCCUCGCAUUCUUAGCAAUACUGUGGAAAUGGUCAGUCUAAACAAGGAUUUCGAAGUGGGUGUCAUCGAUGAGAUCCAAAUGAUCGCCGACCCAGAUCGCGGGUGGGCUUGGACACGAGCGUUCAUGGGUUCCAGGGUUCGAGAACUGCAUCUCUGCGGUGAAUUGCGCGUGGUGCCUUUGAUUAAGGAACUCGUUGCCCUGACUGGAGAUGUCCUAGAGAUUCAUCAGUAUCAGCGACUGAAUCCUCUAAAAGCUGAACAAACCAGCCUUCAGAAUGACCUUCGGAGACUACAGAAGGGGGAUUGUCUGGUUGUAUUCUCCAGAAUAGGCAUUCACGCUUUUAAAAACCAAAUCGAGAAAGCUACGGGUAGGCGAGCUGCCAUAGUUUAUGGCGGACUCCCGGCCGAAAUUCGCACUCAGCAGGCCAAUUUAUUCAAUGACCCGGACAAUGAUUACGAUUUCCUUGUUGCCAGUGACGCAAUUGGCAUGGGUCUCAAUCUAAAAUGUAGACGCAUCAUAUUUCAUACUCUGGUCAAAGGAAGGAAAAACGGUCUACAUCGACUCACCAUACCUGAAAUUAAACAAAUUGGGGGUCGCGCGGGUCGAUAUCGCGCAGCGAACGAGAAAGAAGUGCCGAAACAGUCAGCUGAACCUAAUGUGGGAUUAGUAACUUCGCUUGAAGACGUUGAUCUUCCAUAUAUUCGGCAAGCGCUGGAAUUCGAGCCUCCUCCCAUCAAAACGGCAGGUGUCUUUCCUGGUGACACCGUGUUUCAACUCAUUUCAGGAUAUUUUCCCUCUGAUGUCUCAUUCAAAUUUCUCGUCAAUCGUGUCCUUGCAGUCUGCCAGGUUCAUCCAUUAUUCUUCCUGUGCAGAGGCCAGGCUCAACUAGAAAGCGCCGGAGUCAUCGACAGCAGCCAUGAACUCACUAUCGAUGACCGACUUGUUUUCAUGGCUUCACCUCUCUACGACCGCGACCCAAUCCUAGUGAAUGUUGCUAAAGCAUUCAUCAGGUGUGUCGCUACGAAUACCAGCGGGCGCUUGUUGGACAUUCCCGAGCUUCAUCUAGAAAUCCUCGAGGCCCCUGUAUCUGGCGACAAGGAUUACAUGACUGAACUAGAAAGUUUACACAAGUCGCUUAUCUUGUAUUUGUGGCUGAGCUAUCGUAUGGGAGGAGUGUUCACGGACCGAACUCUUGCUACUCAUGUGAAGACAAUGGUUGAGGAACGAAUGAUGAGGGCGCUAUCAGAGUUCUCGGUCAACAAAAAGCUACGGAUUGCAGCGUCUAUCAAGCAGAGGAUCAUCAUGGAACAGCAGUAUAGCGAGGAGCAACGCUUGCUCGCGGAGGCUGGCACUACUAAGACUAGCAACCCAACCGGUGAUGCGUUCGACCUGCCUGUGUCAGAAAAUACUUUGUCCGAGGGCGAAGCGCAAAAUACUCGAGACGCCAGUAAUACGGCAUAAUUGGGAAACCUGACUACAUUUCUCUACUUAUCUUAAUAUUGUAUAUUGGACGGUUUAUUCCUGGCUUGACAGGAGAUAGCGGCCUGUAGAUAGCGAUAUAUAUAAAUAUGUACUAUUAAUGUAAAAUUAUUCACAAUAAUAUCAAUUUGAU